This is a messenger RNA of Mytilus trossulus (common blue mussel), 1155 nucleotides long. Its product is annotated as neurogenic locus notch homolog protein 2-like. Gene Ontology annotation, molecular function: calcium ion binding. The record is from RefSeq and is a predicted model, not a curated record. Bases 56 to 1081 code for a protein of 341 amino acids. The transcript is spliced from 5 exons. NCBI's taxonomy places the organism in Eukaryota, Metazoa, Mollusca, Bivalvia, Mytilida, Mytilidae.
CCUAUAUACACUUAGAUAAACCUUAUCACUUAAAGUCUGAUCGUAAACAGCUAUCAUGAAAACCUUUCAUAUAAUUUGUUUACUACUUGUAAUCGUUUUGGAAUUAAAUUAUGGUGGAACAGCCAAGUGCUCAAUAACUGCAUCUUCGUUUGAAACUGAAUUUUGUACAAUCAAACAAGAAAUAGAAGCUGUGAAGCAGUUUGACUCCAGAAUAUCUAAUACAGAACACGAACUGUUAACACUGAAACACAAUGUUCAAAUCGAAACUGCGGAACUUAAAGAUAACCAAGACCUGAUACAAGACAUACAGAAAAACAUUUCUGAUGCAAUAUCUGUGUAUAAUAUGUCAAAGAACACACCAGAUUUAAAUGAUAAAAUGGAUAAAUUGUUGAAAAUGUUCAAGGAUGUGCAAGAUCGAUUAGAUCAUUUAGAAGUGAAAUGUAAAGUUUGUGGUAGCAACGGUAGUGUAGAUCAUCCUUGCUCACAAAACCCUUGUAGUAACGGAGGAAAGUGCUUAGAAUUGUCGAAGGAUUUUCAAUGUGUAUGCACUAUCGGAUUUACAGGAGAAAGGUGCCAGUACACAGACAAUUGCGCAUCAUCGCCUUGCAAAAAUGGCGGUUCUUGCUCCUCUAAUAUCCUUGGUCAUGUAUGUAACUGCGUCAUCGGGUUCACAGGACCAUACUGUGAAGUAAAAAUAAACGCAUGCGACUCAAAUCCCUGUAAACAUGGAACAUGCUUGUUACACGGAAACUCCUUUAAUUGUCAGUGUGAACACGGAUACGAUGGUUCAACUUGUGAACAUUCAACCGGACAGCAAGGAACAUCGCUUUCAACAGCCAAACCAACAACAACAACAACAAUUCAACCACAAAGUACAGUCACGUAUCCUGAUCCAUGUGCCAAGGCUUCCGUUUGUAACGAACCAGCCAAAUGUCAAGCUGUUGGUAAUCACGAUUACAAAUGCGUUUGUCCAGAUACUGCACUGACUAACAGUGAUAACUGUCUUGAGCCUUACUACUAUGAUCAGUUUGGGUUUUGUUGCAGACUGAACACAUGUAAAAAUAAUUAUAUUGAUUGCUAGUAGCUAAAAUAAAUGGAUAAACAUAUACUAGUAAUAUGUAUAAUUGAUCGCUUUUGCAACAAUAUCAUCUUUGG